Dicentrarchus labrax (European seabass) is the source of this 9307-nucleotide messenger RNA. It is a transcript of the gene smpd3, whose product is annotated as sphingomyelin phosphodiesterase 3. Gene Ontology annotation, cellular component: cytoplasm; extracellular region. Lineage: Eukaryota; Metazoa; Chordata; Actinopteri; Moronidae. Gene Ontology annotation, biological process: sphingomyelin metabolic process. The transcript has 10 exons. The record is from RefSeq and is a predicted model, not a curated record. The coding region runs from base 692 to 2866 and encodes 724 amino acids. Gene Ontology annotation, molecular function: sphingomyelin phosphodiesterase activity.
GUCAGCAGGAGCUGUUCAAAGUGCCGUGGUGCUGAAGAGACAACUCUCCUCGCCUCGCCUCUCCUCUGCGCUCAGUCGGCCAGCCAGCCAGUCGCUCGCUCGGGUCGCUCGGUCGGUCCGCAGCCAUCAGCUCCGGGGUCCGUGAACGCUGGAUUUCACCGCCGCAAACACCGUUAAUUAGCGCUCAUUGACGGCAGGAUACGGAAGACGAAAAAAACCAAAAACUACCAGCACCGUUUACACAUCAUCUGAAGCCCAUGUGGGAGAGAUUUCCAACAAGUCCACAGGAAAUGGUGAUGUUUAAUGGCCGCCCCCUCCCGAGGUCAUUGGAGUCCUCGCAAUCAUAGAUCCAUCAUCAACUGAAAAGCUCUCAUCAUGGAAACCCCCUACCCACAGACAGCAAUCCAUGACCCCUCCUGUAGAUGGUGUAAUUGCUGAGGGAGGGGUAGUGAGACUGAGAUAAGCUUGCCUGUGAAGAUAAAAAUCACCCAAACCAUGUAGUGUACCUCUCUCUAAGGAGGGGGGAGGGUCUACAUUCGAGUCUGAUUUAUUUUAUAUUUAUUUCUGUUUAUGUAAUCUCUGGAACAGAUUAGUGUUUGCUUGUUUAAAGAGUGUAUGUGGGUGUGGACAGAGCGUGCGAGGUGAGGAGAAAGCGACAGAGAGGAAGAAAGAGAGAGAAAGAAAGAAAGAGAUGGUCCUCCACACCACCCCUUACUCCAGUGCCUGCCUGCACUUCCUGGAUGGCUUGUCGUGGAGCCUGGUGUUCCCCUGCUACUGGCUCCUGGACCGGCUCCUGGCCUCCUGCGUGGCCACCUCACUGGAGAAGCGCCAGCGCUCCCAGGACCCCUGCUCCUUCCUCACCCUGUGUGUCCUGAUCUCUGCGCCCCUUUACCUGCUCCUCCUCCUUGCAUCCCUGCCCUUCGCUCUGCUGGGCUUCAUUAUCUGGGCUCCCCUGCAGGCCAUCCGCCAGCCCUACCUGUACACCUACCGCAGACCAGACAAACACCAGGCCGAGCAGGGCCAGGCCGGGCCAGGGGGUGUUGGGAUUGGGGAAUGGAGGCCACAAGGCAGAAGCUUCUGUUUCAGCAGUGCCAACGUAUGCCUGCUGCCCGACUCCCUGGCCAGGUUCAACAACCUGUCAGACACACACCGGAGAGCCCGGGAGGUUGGAAAGAGGAUCCGCAACGGUGCCAGUCGGCCUCAGAUUAAAAUCUACAUUGACUCACCUACCAACACUUCCAUCAGUGCGGCAUCUUUCAGCAGCCUUGCCACAGGUUUCCGCCGUACCUCCUCUCUGGACCAGCGACCAGACCAUACACACACCACCAAUGGCCCAGCCGAUAACGAAACCGAACCUCUCACUGAGUGCCCGAUUCAUUCCUCAGGUGCCACCGACUGCCCCGUUCACCCCUCUGCAGGAGACCAGGGCUCCUCUGAAUGCCACCAUCACUCAGACCGAGCAGACACGACAGCAGACUGCCCCCUCCACCCUGCAGGGACUAACAGCAACGCAGACUGUCCUGUUCACACCUCAGGGGAGGCUCCAGAUUGCCCCAUGCAUUCCACAGGGGCUCACAAUGGCCAUGGUCAUCAUGACUGCCCCAUGCAUGGAGAGGGGACCCAGCAAAAACCAUCCUCAGACUGCCCACUUCACACCUCAGGGGUUCAAAUCAGUAUCAGCGCCCCAGAACCGGACCCCCAGGAGGAGGAGGCCGAAACAGGGAACCAUCGGCCCGGAGAGCAGGCCGGGGGAGACACGGGCAGCAUGACUGCCUCCAGGGAAUCCCUUGCACGUUACCACGGAAGUGACGGCGGUGUAGGGAUAUCCUCCAACAACACUCUCUCUCACGUCCCUCGCACAUCAAUCUUUAAGCGCCCUGGACGAAAACGCCGCCACGGAGAUGAGACGUUCGACCACGAGAUCUCUGCCUUUUUCCCUGCCAAUCUGGAUUUCCUGGCUCUGCAAGAGGUGUUCGACCAUGGGUCGACGACUAGACUGCGGCGGCAGUUGCAUCGCUACUUCCCCUACGUGCUGAGUGAUGUUGGGCAGUACGGAUGGAAAGGCUGCUGCUCACGGUUCAAAUUCCUGAACAGUGGGCUGAUGCUGGCUAGCCGCUACCCAAUCCUGGAUGCACGGUACGAGUGCUACCCCAACGGGAGAGGGGAGGACGCACUGGCAGCCAAGGGGGCGCUGUUCGCCAAGGUUCAUGUGGGCACCUCCCAUCAGGAGCAAAGGGUUGUGGGAUAUCUCACGUGUACGCACCUCCACGCCAUAGAAGCUGAUGCGUCUGUCCGCUGUGAGCAGCUGGACCUGUUGCUCCAGUGGGGGGCUGAGUUUCGCCAAUCGUCAUCCCAGCCACCUGCAGGAGAGAAGGUGCUGGAAGACCUGGUGGCCUUUGAUGUCAUCCUGGGAGACCUCAACUUUGAUAACUGCUCUUCAGAGGACAAGCUGGAGCAGCAGCAUGCACUUUUUACUCAAUACAAGGACCCAUGUCGCCUGGGGCCAGGGGAGGACAAACCAUGGGCUCUGGGUACUUUACUGGAUCCCAGUGGCCUUUAUGAUGACGAAGUCAGUUCACCUGAAAGUUUACAAAAAGUUAUGGAGAAUGAGGAGGGGAGGAAGGAGUAUCUGGUGUUUCCUCCCAGUAAGAGCCAGUGUCCUGCCAGCAGUCAGAAAGGGAGGAAGAUCCCACUGAAGGGCAAUGGACGCCGCAUUGACUACAUCCUCUACAGCGACGAGGGCCUGCAGCAGGACUGGAAACUGGAAAUCGAGGAGUUCAGUUUCGUCACCCAGCUGGCCGGCAUCACCGACCACCUGUCUGUGGCCAUGCGGUUGGCUGUUUCCACCGGCGAAGAGGAGCCUUAGAUUGACCACCUGAGCUUUUUUUAAAAUACUGCCAUGGAGGAAUGACAGGCAGCCAGGAAGACGAAGAGAUUACAGAUAAGGAGCUGCUUGAGAGAGACUAAAUGUCCUGCGAGAGGAUUGAAGGGACGGAGAGAAUGGACGAGUGAAUCACCGCAGGAGCGCUCGGUGGAUGAAUGGAUACGAAGAGGAGUGAUAUGAAAGAGAAAGACACUGGAGGGGAAAAGAUAAGCAGGGGAAUUCAGUUUAGAAAGCCAGAAAGGUAUUCAUCUUCCUGGGUAAACCACCCACACACAAACACACACACACACACACGCUAUAAAUACAGUACCACACACAAACACAACUGAUCGACAUUUUGACUGUUGAAUAUCGCCUGGCCUCUCCACUCUUCUCCUCCCUGUUGAACUAAUCCAGAGGGUUUUAUUUACAGUGAAUUGUUUCAUGUAGCCGAUUUACACACACUCCUUUUAUUGGAUCUGUUUUAGCUGUAGUAUGAGUAUGAUAUUUUUUUUAUGAUUCUACCUUCAGGGACAGUUGGAUCCUUAUUCUUUAGUGUGUAUAAGGAAAACACAUCAUUUAAGUGAUGAGAGUGAAGCGUACAGCUACUGACUGGCCUUUACACUGACCGUCUGUGUCCUUGUGUUGUACUCCUUUCCUGAAAGGCUAUUGGUCAAUUCAGUCGUUCACCUUACUACUCCCACGUCAGUCCCAGGAACCUCAACAAGUGUCUUUUUUUCUAAAAAAUAAACUAAACUAGUCUUUCUAAAAGAAGAAAAAUAAUAUGAUACAAAAUUUCUAUUGUCGCCACACCACUUUUUAUAGGGAGUUUAAAUGCCUGUUUAAUACUAUAUGGUAUGUUUCUAAUCUGAGGUAUUGUAUAAAGGGACAUGAAACUGAAAAAGUUGUUUGAUGCAAUGCUUAUAGCAUGUUCUUCAGCCAUGACUGGUGGGAGUUAGAUAGGACUUUUUUUUGGUGUAGUAGUGGGAACUGAGGUUUUGCUGAUGCAUGAUGGGAAACGGUGUCAGUUUACAACAUUAAUAUAGCGUCUUGAUACACUUACUUGCUUGCUUGAGUCGGGCUGCUUGACGCGUCAAGAAGCAUUUUGCCCUUGAAAACACACACUUAACUGUAUGCCAGUGUGACAUUUGUGCAUGUGAGACUCCACCCUGCUGGUGACACACACAAUGGUAUGCACAGGAACAUACUGAGGAUUGACACAAAGCAGGCACACAGCUGUACACAUCAUGUUCAGAGGGACUUCAGGUGAUGUAAUAUACCCUCUUGCGGCCAUAUUGGAGGUCCUCUAGUGACAACAUGUGACUUGGCUAUCUUUGAGAGCGUAGAUAUCGUCACUGUAGCUAUCUGGUUAGCGAGCAGCCACUGUCUUGUAAGCGCGUCUGAUUUGUGCACUAGCUAGAAUUCAGUAUACAGCCCAGUUUUUGGUUGGAGCACAACCAGUUGUCCAACGAAUCACCAUGAAAACAGCCAUAUUGUGACGCAACUGCAAAACCUCACAAUACAGAAACAUUUUGAAGACCUACGGGCUACACACAUCCUGUACAAUAUGCCAAGUAUACACCAUCGCAGUUUAUAAAGUUUGAAAGGUCCGAAAGAUUAAGACAGCCCAUCCACAGAUAUAUAGACAUCAUGUAGCGCCAAGGCUAAUGAGUCCAAACCAUCCACAUACAAAAAUGAAGCCAAAAUAUCCUGGAUAUGGCUGCUGCCAUCUUUCACCAAUCAGUCUUAAAAUUACAGAACCCAUCUUUGGGAAACAUUUAUUUGAUAUUGAAAUACUUGUUUGGCCCGUCUGCUAACAUGGAGGCAGCAAGCUUUAUGACCUAUACUGCAUAGAUAGAGAUAAUUUGGCUUCACUUUUGAAGAGCUGUCAUGUCGUCCAUCUUUAUGUUGAUGGUCCAGACAUACAGCAUGCCAAGUACACAAAUGCAUAUGGUAGUGUAACUUGAGGUGUGUUCAGACUGAAAGAAAAACAAACUUUGCUCUGGGCGAUGCAAAAUGAGUCAAAAAGCUCCCGCCCAAAUGUCUCAAUUUAAAGGUCCAGUGUAUAAUCACCUGAAAAUAAGAAUUGUUUUUUUGUUACUUUUGGAAUAAACCAUUUUUAUCUACAGAGGGAGCGGGUCCUCUUCUACGGAGUCUGCCAUGUUUCUACAGUAGCCUAGAAUGGCCAAACACUGGCUGUAGAUGGAGGGAUUCACAGUUUUUCGCUAGUUUCACAGCCACUAUAGUUUCUUGGAAUAGGAGGGUGUGGCGAGAAUGUGUCACACUGAUCCUUUAAGUGAAACCUUUGCAAGGCCUUACGACUCCAGCUCAUGAACAAACAGAGCUAAAAGGAGACGGGUGUGUGAAAAUAAUGCAGUUGAAGUUUUCAGUUAUAUCUUGUACAUUAUGUGGCUAGCUAGCUACAGCUAACGUCUGUACAGUCCCUAAAUUUGCUGUUUGAAGCAACUAAACACAAAAUGCACAAAUAGUGCAAGGCAAAAAUUUGCUUGACAUUCAGUCUGAACACACCUUCAGGGUUUGGGUUAGGCUCACCGUGGGUUGACACAUUGCGUCUGCUGGUGCUUGGAUAACAAUGUACUGCAGGUGCACACCAAUGCAGACAUUAGGACCUCUGGAAUAUUUUCACUCAUAAUAAUGCUGUCAUAGUAUAGCAUUCACAUUCAACUCUCAAUCUCUAACAGGCCUACACAGACCAUGGUGUCAAACAGGAGCUGGAACUUUGUGAAGAGCAGUGUUGAGUCAGUGUAGCUGUUGAGAGACUUGUUGAUACUGAAAGUCUCCUUGUGUCCCCUGUAGCCCUGUUGGCCAUGGUGUCCCCUGUGAACUUGUGCUAUGUUGAGUGAUAGGCUAGUACCAUUACCUCAAACGCUGGAAAAUACAAUGGAAGCAGGUCUGAACCUACAGUAAAACAGUGAAUUUAACGAUUGCUAACAGGUGCCACCAUUCACAGAGUGAAUUGAACUGAGCAAGGGUCUUCUAUUACUUACGAAUUCAACUUUAAAUUUGUAAGAAGGAGACAGUGUUAUUUUUUCUUUCAAGGGUAAUGGUGGCUAGAGCUCUGAUCGGGCCCGAAAAAUCAGGCCAUAACAUUCUGUGUAAGCCUGAACCGAGCCUGAACCGAGCCUGAACCGCAGAAGCAGUUUUGGGCCUAAGCCGAAUAAAUAAUUUCUUACAAGCUAAGGUAAACUACAUUGUGCAUACAAUAUAGUUCAAAUAAUUAUCAAAACUAAUAACAAAUGCACUCAUUAAUUACAGUUGCAUGCAUUAUUAAUAAAAUAUUAAUUAUAUAAAUACAUUUUUAAAUCUAAUUCUGUAUGAGCCCGACCUACGGCCGCAGUUUUGAGCCCGAAAAUCAAAGCUUUAAUAGUGGCCUCCCUAACACUCAACACUAUAUAUGCUGCUAUGUGUUAGCAGGAAACUCCAGAUCAAUGAUCUACUGUACUGGGAACACAUGUUGUCAUCAGUCAACAUGGGAAGACUACCAAAAUCCUGCUGUAUAUUUCUGUUACUGGUGUGUGUAAAAAAAAAAUCCCUAAUGUAGAAGCCUGUUUCUCUGAAUAAAACAUGUAUUACUGUAACAGUGUAGGUUUUCAGAUACUGUUUGAGAUCCAUGGUCUGCAUGGUGAACAAUGUUUACAACAGUUUUUGGACCUGCCUGCCUGUUUCUUGGCACUAGAGAGGAGCUUUGCAAGUGUCACUUUCAACACAGAUGUGUGUAUGUGUGUAUGUUUGGGCAGCUCAUCGCAUUAUAUUUUCUCAAUACAAAUGUGCUAACUGGUGUUUCUCUGAGCACACUGUGGUGAAAAGUAACACAGGAUGGACACAGUGCGCCUGUAGAUGUGUGUGUGUGUGUGUGUGUGUGUGUGUGUGUGUGUGUGUGUGUGUGUGUGGGUGUGUGUGGGCGGUAUGUGUGAGUGAAUGCAGGGAGCAUACUGGUUGUUGUGUUAUGUAUGUUCAACUGUCAUUUUUACAUACAGUCCACUGGUCCACUGCUUUGACACUCUCUAUGUCUCUUUAUGACUCACAUUAUUAUGAUUAUUAUGUCUAAUAUAUUCUUCUUAUUACUGAGGUUUGUAUCUGUGCUUUCUUUUUCAAUUCAAGCUCCACCAUGUUUUGUUUUUUUGGGUUUUUUUUUCUUAGAUUGAGUCUGUGUCAGGUUCUUUUGCGAAUCAACACUCCUCUGGUUAGGGUGAACUUCAAAUGAGAUCAAAUGCUAGAAUAUGUUAUUUACUUGGUAAAUAGUCAUGUGAAUACACUAUAGGUCUACAGUGAGUUUCAGAAAGGUGCCACAGUUUCCCUGAGAAUCAUCUCUUAGGGUGAAAUGGUUUUGACUGUGCCGAUGUAAACAUUUAUUUGAUCACCUUUACUUUUCAACUGUCCUGUUCUGUGACACAACACCUGAAUACUGCCGGACAAUUUAUCGAUAAGUGUGGAGAGACAUCCAAACAGUGGGACUUAUGUAAUGCUCUUAUCUUCAUGAUGAUACCACACUGUAUUGUUUUAGAAAGCUGGAGGUAAUCCAUUUUAUAAUUUAAAGUGUAUUUUGUUUUGCUAAUUGUUCUGUGUUUGUAUUUUUGUAUAUUUUUAUGAAUAACAAAAAGUCUAAAGAAAGUGGGGGGUAAAGAAGAUGACUGGUUGAUUAAAGGUGAGGGUGAUGUGUGUAUACAAGGAGGCUAUGUGGUGGGACCUUGACAUUUUAGUCACUUUAGGUGCUCAUUAAAUUAAUUAUUGGAGGAAAUAUGAGCUCACCAGAUGGAAGGCAAUGUUCUUCACAAUUUCUAAAAGAAAACAAAUAGGUAUGUGGGUGUAAAGUAAGAAAACAUAAGUAAGAUUCUUCCAUUAGUGCUGUCUUUAUCACUUUUUUGGCCACUCAGAGGCAGUUCUGGUUUAGAAAAAUAUCCAGGUCUAAAUUCUCCAAUACGUUCACCAGCUGUCUGUUUUUUGAGCUUCUUCACUGAAAACAGCUGCCUGCUAAAACUAAACUGGAACGUAACUGAUGGAGCAGUGAGACUGUAGCAAAACAGUACCGUUUUGGGCCAAAACAAUGUGCUGAAAGACGCUAAAACGCUAUGUAGAGCUGAGGGGUACUGCAGAGUCAAAUAAUUCCUUGUGGGUUCAUCAAGCAACCCUUUUCACUUUACACAUCUUUAUCCAACCUUCAUAGAAAAAUAUUGAUAAGUGCAGCUUUAUAGAAAUACAAACUAUGUAAAAUCAGUGCAGGAUUACUUCUUCACUGAACAAAUUGGGGUGCUGCUCACUACUGAUCAAAACAGCUGCUUAUUGAUGUACUUUUAGCAUGAUAUGAAGGACAUCUCUCACUGACUAAGUAAAUUGUGUUCUUUCUUACUUUACACUUACUACUGUCAAUUUGCCUCAUUUUUUAACAUUAGCAGUUGCUGAGAAGAUUGCCUACCACCAUAACAAAUUUUACAAGCACCAGAGUGACUGAAAUCCAACCCCAAGUAACCAGUCAUAGCCUCUGAAUUAUUUCUAGGCCCUCUGUGGAGCUACACACUCACCACACAGACCCCCUGCACUGCCAGCACCAUGAGCAAACACAGCUCAGGCUGACCUGAAGGAGUCAAGCAGGGAAGACCUGCUGUGGAGUUGGAUAUCACACCCCAACCAGGGCUCCUCUUCUCAAAUCAUUGUCAGAACCGUGUCACUAUGGAAUGGACAAUUAGAUUGUCCUGAAGGUCAUUGUACUUGUCAUGUGCUGAGACCAAAGACACCAAAAUAAUCUAUGUAUCCCCUGUGCUGAAUGCAAACAAAUAUUAUGUUGAGUGAUAAUCAGAUUAUAAGGACUAAGGAGGAAUAGAAUGUGUGUAUCAAACAUGAGCACUCACAUGUAUUUACUCUAACAGGUUACCCUUGCUUUUCUGGAUAAUUCACAAUGGAUUUCAGCUAAAAUUCAGCCAGGGCUCAGGCAUUAUUUUAGUGUCUAUAAUCUAAAGUAAACCAAUUGUUCAAUUGCUGACAAAUGUCUGUUUCGAGAAUUCCUGAAAUAAUUGUAGUAUUUUGUAACAUUUCUGAUCACCAGUCACUGUCCCCCAUGUGUCCACAUCAAGUUCAGGACAGGAUUAUUCAGUAGUUGGCCGGGGCGCAGCAGGUCCGAGAUGAGCUGUAAGCUUUUGUAGCCGCAUGUACUGUAAUAAUGCUUCAGGCUUGUAGUCUCAGUAGAAGUGAUGCCUCACUUUGCAAUCCUUUUUCUGGUUUGAUUUUCUAUCAUUUUUCUCAAAUGUUAAUGUUUUUUUAAUUGAUUUUUGGUCUUUGGAUGGGGGCUGUUUCUCGAUGGGGUCAUCUUGCUUGGUCUCUGUAAUAUGGAUGGGGGAUCAAUAGCUUUUCUCUUUCUAAGCUUCAUCAACAAACUGCUUAUUUUCUUCUGCUUUUUUAAAAAAGAAACAAAGGAGUUUUCCCUCUUUA